This is a messenger RNA of Ailuropoda melanoleuca (giant panda), 2023 nucleotides long. It is a transcript of the gene RNF146, whose product is annotated as ring finger protein 146. Gene Ontology annotation, cellular component: nucleus; cytoplasm. Lineage: Eukaryota; Metazoa; Chordata; Mammalia; Carnivora; Ursidae. The record is from RefSeq and is a predicted model, not a curated record. The transcript is spliced from 3 exons. Gene Ontology annotation, biological process: ubiquitin-dependent protein catabolic process; Wnt signaling pathway. Gene Ontology annotation, molecular function: zinc ion binding; poly-ADP-D-ribose binding; ubiquitin protein ligase activity. The coding region runs from base 262 to 1344 and encodes 360 amino acids.
AGUGCCCCAGUGCAAGGCUCUACUUCCGCCCCGCGCGGCCCCGCCCCCCGCAACGCGACGGGCGGUCACGUGACCGCCGCGCGCGUUCCCGGCCGCUGCGGGCUCCGAGGCCGAAGAGGAAAGACUGCGAGCCGGCCGCGGCUUUGGCUAGAGAGCACAGAAUGAACCAGCAGUGGAAGACAAAAUACUGCACACUAUUUGAUUGCUGAUGAAGAUGAUCUUUUAUUUUUGUGACAGACAACUGUGGGAUCUGUAAUAGAAAUGAUGGCUGGCUGUGGUGAAAUUGAUCACUCAGUAAACAUGCUUCCUACGAACAGGAAAGCGAAUGAGUCCUGUGCGAAUCCUGCACCUUCUCUAACUGUCCCUGAAUGUGCCAUUUGUCUGCAAACAUGUGUUCACCCAGUCAGUCUGCCGUGUAAGCAUGUGUUCUGCUAUCUGUGUGUAAAGGGAGCUUCAUGGCUUGGAAAGCGAUGUGCCCUCUGUCGACAAGAAAUUCCUGAAGAUUUCCUUGACAAGCCAACCUUAUUGUCACCAGAAGAACUCAAGGCCGCAAGUAGAGGAAAUGGUGAAUAUGCAUGGUAUUAUGAAGGAAGAAAUGGGUGGUGGCAGUAUGACGAGCGCACUAGUAGAGAGCUGGAAGAUGCUUUUUCCAAAGGUAAAAAGAGCACUGAAAUGUUAAUUGCUGGGUUUCUGUAUGUUGCUGAUCUUGAAAAUAUGGUUCAGUACAGGAGAAAUGAACAUGGACGUCGCAGGAAGAUUAAGCGGGAUAUAAUAGAUAUACCAAAGAAGGGAGUAGCUGGACUUAGGCUGGACUGUGAAGCUAAUACUGUAAACCUAGCGAGAGAGAGCUCUGCCGACGGAGCGGACAGCGUAUCAGCACAGAGUGGCGCUUCUUCUGUUCAGCCUCUAGUGUCUUCUCUAAGGCCCCUGACAUCAGUAGAUGGUCAGUUAACAAGCCCUGCAACACCAUCCCCUGAUGCAAGCACUUCUCUGGAAGACUCUUUUGCUCAUUUGCAACUCAGUGGAGACAGCAUAGCUGAAAGGAGUCAUAGGGGGGAAGGAGAGGAAGAUCAUGAAUCGCCGUCUUCAGGCAGGGUACCGGCACCAGACACCUCCGUUGAAGAAACCGAAUCAGAUGCCAGUAGUGAUAGUGAGGAUGUAUCUGCGCUUGUUGCACAGCACUCCUUGACCCAACAGAGACUUUUGGUUCCUAAUGCAAACCAGACAGUAUCUGAUCGAUCAGAUCGAUCAGGAAUUGAUCGAUCAGUAGCAGGGGGUGGAACAGUGAAUGCUGGUGUCAGAUCUAGAAGGCCUGAUGGACAGUGCACAGUAACUGAAGUUUAAGUGAAAAAGUCUUCAGCUCCAUGCUCAAAGUUAGAAUGGUUAUCUGUAAAUUUCUGCCCACAUAACAUUAUACUCAUCCCUGGUAGUGCAUUUUUGGGAGUUGGGGUGGGAAGGGGUAUGGGGAGGACAGACCUGUAAUUAAAAUGUCUUAACAUGUCUAUGUUGAGGAAUUUAUUUAAUAUAAGGAACUUGGCAUUAAUAGUUGAGAGCUGUUUAGUAAUAACCCAGUUUUCUUGAGGUCUGUUAAUUUUAUAGUUUUUUAAAAUUUCUUCAGUUCUUUUGGCGAGCGUGUGUGUAUUAUCUGUGCAUUAACAGUCCUCAUCUGACUCUUGCAUUGUGUCUUAUUUUUCUGCAUGGAUUGACGUAAAACCAUUACUAAAAUUUGGCUCCUAUGAGAUGUCUGGUAUUGGUAUGAACAGGAAGCUUAAUGUGAGAAUAGAUGUGAAUUUGGGAUUUUAAAAUAGAUGAAUAACAACUAUUAAAUAGUAAAGUUACUGAAAUGGAAAUGUAAAGAAAACAGCUAAAAACUCAUGUUUCAGAAUCUUGUCUGUAACAUACUUCACGGCGUUUCCCAUAGGCUUUGCUGUCUAGUCCUUGUAGUUUGAGGUUUCUCUUGAUCUGCAUUUUUCUUUUUGAUUACAGAAUUUAUAAUUUAAUAAAUACUAGACUUUAUCAAAAA